CUCCUUAUAAAUAGCCAUAGAAGUAUUAUCUUCCCUCUCAUUCCUGAAAAGCCAACCAUGGCCAUCUCUCCUGCUUGGCUAGUCUUUUGUUUUCUCUUUCUCGGCCAUGGUGUUGUUGAGCUUGAAGCUUCCCACCAGGUUUACAGAGACCUUAAGCUUUCUUCGUCUCCUCCUGAACAUCAGCCUUAUCGAACAUCUUUUCACUUCCAACCCCCCAAGAACUGGAUCAAUGAUCCUAAUGGACCAAUGAUUUACAGGGGGCUUUACCAUCUGCUCUACCAAUACAAUACCAAAGGUGCAACUUGGGGCAAUAUUGUCUGGGCCCACUCCACAUCAACGGACUUGGUGAACUGGACCCCACACGAGCCGGCUAUCUACCCAUCACAGACGUCGGAUAUCAACGGUUGCUGGUCGGGCUCCACCACAAUCCUUCCCUGGGGCACCCCAGUCAUCCUCUACACAGGAAUUGACCCCCAGAAUAGGCAAGUCCAGAACAUGGCCAUGCCCAAAAACCUCUCUGACCCAUACCUUAGGGAAUGGGUCAAGUCUCCCAAAAACCCACUAAUGGCACCAACUGCAGCUAACCAAAUUAAUGUAAGCUCCUUCAGGGACCCAACCACUGCUUGGUUAGGUCCUGAUGGGUCAUGGAGACUGAUCGUUGGAAGCAAAAGGUACUCCCGUGGAUUAGCUAUUCUGUACAGGUCUAAAGAUUUCUUUCACUGGGUAAAAUCCCAGCACCCACUUCACUCUGCAGAAGGCACCGGAAUGUGGGAAUGCCCCGACUUUUUCCCGGUUUUGAUUAAUUCCAAACUUGGUGUUGACACAUCAACUAUGGGCCCAGAUGUUAAAUAUGUGCUUAAGUUGAGCUUGGAUGACACUAAACACGAUUACUAUACUGUUGGAACUUAUAACAUCGAUAAGGAUAUCUAUAUUCCUGACAAGGGCCAGGUGGACGGCGACUCGGGCUUGAGAUACGAUUAUGGAAAGUUUUAUGCUUCAAAAACUUUCUUUGAUAGUGCAAAGAACAGAAGAAUUUUGUGGGGAUGGAUUAAUGAGUCUUCGAGUGUCAACGAUGAUAUUAAGAAGGGAUGGGCUGGAAUUCAGGCAAUUCCAAGGGCUCUUUGGCUUGAUAUAUCCCAAAAACAAUUGGUGCAAUGGCCCAUUAGAGAAAUUGAAAAGCUGCGCGGAAAUGAAGUCCGCUUGCCUAAGCAAGUGCUUAAGGGAGGAUUCUCUUUUGAAGUUUCUGGUGUCACAGCAUCACAGGCUGAUGUUGAAGUUUCAUUCGGAAUAAGUGAGUUGGCAAAGGCAGAAGUGCUGGAUCCGAGUUGGAAAAAUCCGCAAGCGCUUUGCAGUAAAAAGGGCGCAUUGGUUGAUGGGAGUUUAGGACCAUUUGGAGUCUUGGCUUUGGCUUCAAAGGGUAUGCAAGAGUACACGGCAGUGUUCUUUAGAAUAUUCAAAGGGCAUGACAAAUAUGUAGUGCUGAUGUGCAGUGACCAAAGCAGGUCUUCCCUGAACAACAAUAACGACAAAACAACUUAUGGGGCUUUUCUGAACGUGGACCCUGUUCGCGAGAAACUGUCACUUCGAUGUUUGAUUGAUCAUUCGAUAGUGGAGAGCUUUGGGGGAGAAGGAAAAGUUUGCAUCUCGGCUAGAGUUUACCCCACAUUGGCAAUUGAUGACAAGGCCCACUUGCAUGUUUUCAACAAUGGAACUCAGAAUGUCCAGAUCACAGCACUCAGUGCUUGGAGCAUGAAGAAGGCUCGAAUCUAUUAAAAGGAUCAUAUUUGGAGAAUGAGAUGAAAUAAGAAAUUUAUAAAUAAUAAUAAAAUAGUUUGUGAUCAA
Molecule: messenger RNA, 1842 nt
Organism: Carya illinoinensis
Lineage: Eukaryota; Viridiplantae; Streptophyta; Magnoliopsida; Fagales; Juglandaceae
Product: beta-fructofuranosidase, insoluble isoenzyme CWINV1-like
Exons: 7
Coding region: 58-1773 (571 amino acids)
Biological process (GO): carbohydrate metabolic process
Molecular function (GO): hydrolase activity, hydrolyzing O-glycosyl compounds
Source: RefSeq, a predicted model, not a curated record